Emiliania huxleyi CCMP1516 is the source of this 997-nucleotide messenger RNA. RefSeq lists its product as hypothetical. The transcript is spliced from 2 exons. Lineage: Eukaryota; Haptophyta; Isochrysidales; Noelaerhabdaceae. The record is from RefSeq and is a predicted model, not a curated record. The coding region runs from base 16 to 972 and encodes 318 amino acids.
CCGCGCCCCUCCCCCAUGAUGAAGCGCGACCUCAAGGACGUCACUCGCGAGUACGCCAGCGACCUGCGGCGGAGCGGCGAGAAAAAGAUGAAGGGCGAGCACGUCGUCGAGAUCCUCACGCGGCAGCACGGCGGACGCUAUCCGGUGGCUAUGAACGAUGGAACACGGCCAACCGUCUGCGGUGCGCUAAGAGAGGCACUCGGCAAAGCUCCGUACGACAAGCUCUGCUUACCGCCGAAAAAGGGCGACUUCAUCGUGCCGGAGCUUCCGUCUGAUGCGGCGCCCGAUGUGGUGGCGGCGCCGCCCUCGCUUAAAGCACUGUACACGCGCUUCCCGGAUAACGCGGCCGACCUGCUGCGAGAUGGCGCGCUGCUGGUCCAGCUGCUCAAUCCGGCGGAGGUGAGCACCGUCCUUCACCAACUGUCCACACAGAAGACGGACAAGAAGGCGCCGCGCAGGCUGGAUCACUCACAAGGGAACGGGUACGCCGGAGAGUACGCGGAUCUGACGAAGCCGCUGCCAGACCUCCUGCAGCGCUGCCAGGACGCGGCGCGGAAAUGGCUCAUCGACCAUGCAGGCCCGCUUUGCGAGGUGAAGAGGAAGGAAAAGAGGGGCGGGACGGACGUCACUGUGACCAUGUCUGGCAAGGACGCGCUGGACAAGUCCAAGGCCCUGCUGCUGCGGUACGGGUUGGGCGGCAUCAACUUCGCGCACCGCGACUCGUGCGGCGACUUCCAGGCCCUGCUCCUCCUCUCGCAGCCGGGCGUCGACUAUACGGGUGGCGAAUUCUACCUGGCCGACGCCAACCCACCGUUUGAAACGCAGCCCUUCCCCUUUGCCGCCGCGGGCGAGCUGCUCCUCUUUCGCGGCCGCCAGGGCCACGGCGCGGUCGAGUGGAAGCACGGCAUGCAAGAGGUGAAGGCCGGCAGUGCGAAAGUGACGCGUCGCGUGGCGGUCGGGUUCUUCCAGUAAGUACUUUGCGCGCGCCUGGUCUGAA